Messenger RNA from Pogonomyrmex barbatus (red harvester ant), 784 nucleotides. RefSeq names its product myophilin. Gene Ontology annotation, cellular component: actin cytoskeleton. Gene Ontology annotation, molecular function: actin filament binding. The record is from RefSeq and is a predicted model, not a curated record. NCBI's taxonomy places the organism in Eukaryota, Metazoa, Arthropoda, Insecta, Hymenoptera, Formicidae. Gene Ontology annotation, biological process: actin filament organization; actomyosin structure organization.
ACCAGCCAAAAGCACUUAAAUAUCAGCGGAGGGGAUGACGCCAUAUAGCGUCGCGACGCGCGGCGUCCGAUUUAGUUUCUACUCGACAUCACAUCGAAGUUUCAAAGUCACACGCCGUCAAUUCGGAAAAGUCAUCGUCGUCGAGGAAAUAAGUCCAACAACAAAAUGCCGAGUCGCAACAAGGAACAGGAAGCUGAAGUCCUCGCUUGGAUCGAAGCUGUACUGGGCGAGAAAUUACCACCUGGAAACUACGAGGACAUUCUGAGAGACGGUGUGAUUCUUUGCAAUUUAAUCAACAAACUUGCGCCCGGAUCAGUUAAAAAGAUUCAAACUAAGGGUACCAAUUUUCAGCUCAUGGAAAAUAUUCAGAGAUUCCAAGCGGCAAUCAAAAACUAUGGCGUCCCGCAAGAAGAAAUUUUUCAGACUGCGGAUCUUUUCGAAAGACGUAAUAUCCCUCAAGUCACCCUUUGUUUGUACGCGCUAGGAAGAAUUACGCAAAAGCAUAAUUGGACCGGACCAAGUUUAGGACCGAAGAUGGCAGAUGAGAACAAAAGAACCUUUAGUGAAGAACAGCUUCGUGCCAGCGAGGGUCACCUGAAUCUUCAGAUGGGAUACAAUAAAGGUGCCAGCCAGGCUGGUCACGGCGGUUUUGGAAAUACUCGACAUAUGUAAAUUUUUUUUUAGAAACAAAUUAAUGCGUGUGUAUCAUAUGCAUGUAUAACGACUGGAUGGUCAGACCAUCGAACAUGGAGUAUGAUACAAUAAAAACAUUGGAAUAAUCGUA